Molecule: messenger RNA, 1740 nt
Organism: Nicotiana attenuata
Lineage: Eukaryota; Viridiplantae; Streptophyta; Magnoliopsida; Solanales; Solanaceae
Exons: 5
Coding region: 1-1740 (579 amino acids)
Molecular function (GO): nucleic acid binding; zinc ion binding
Source: RefSeq, a predicted model, not a curated record
AUGGGUGACACAAGCAAAUCUGCAGAUAGCACUAGUACUGGAAAAGCUGUAGCCUAUGACAUCAAUCACCCAUACUUCCUCAACAAUUCUGACUCUCCUGGGAUGACUCUAGUCAAUACUUUAUUUGAUGGAAGAGGAUAUCCAGGUUGGAGGAGAUCUAUUUUGUUGUCUCUGUCAGCUAAGAAAAAGCUUGGGUUCAUCAAUGGAGCCUGCGAAUCUCCAGAUGUGGGUUCCCCAGAUCUUGAACAAUGGAGCUAUAUCGCAGACAGUGUGAUAUACUCCAAAACUGCAAAGGAGCUUUGGGAUAGCCUGGAGCAGAGGUUUGGAAAAUCAAAUGGAGCCAAGCUGUAUCAUCUGCAAAAGGAGAUGUCAGGAUUAGUCCAAGGAAAUAGCGACAUUGCAGGAUAUUUCACCAAACUCAAACGAAAAGCAAAACUAACAAAAUCACUUGAAGAUCAGAGGUUAAUUCAAUUCCUAAUGGGAUUGAAUGACAUCUAUGCACAAGCUAGAGGAAACAUACUGAUGAUGAAUCCCUUGCCCAGCAUAGAUGUAGCAUAUUCUCUUCUUUUGCACGAUGAAAAUCAGAGAGAAGUUUAUGCAAAUGCACAUUUUAACUCAGAUUCAUUGUCCUUCAUGGCAACAGGAGAAGUGAAACAACCUAAUGCUCAGCUUCUAGCUGAUUUUGCAGCUUUUAUGGUCACAGGGCAGGGGAGGAACUUUCAGAAAAACAGGAACCAAUCACAAAGACCAACAACUAUGGGAACAAAGUAUAACAAUUCAGCACAGAAAUUCAACAAACCACAGCAGAAGUUUAAAGCAAAGAAGAAGUACAAUCCAAAUGUGUCUUGUACUUAUUGUGGAAAAAUAGGGCACACUCAAGAGGAUUGUUACAGAAUCAUUGGAUUCCCAGAUGAUUUUGAGUUCACCAAUCAAAAGAACUAUCAAAAUCAUAUCAAGGCAAAUGCAGUCCUGACUCAUGAAGAUAAUGAAAAUCAGACAGGACAGAAUACUGAAAACAACAACAAUUUUGGACAGCACCUUAACAAGGAACAACUUGCAGAAAUGGUGAGCAUGUACAAGCAAGCAAAAUUGGCACAAGCAGGAAAUUCAGGAAUAAAUGCUAAUGCAGUUGCUGGUACUAUUCUAAAGUACUCAGGUUCAGUAUUUACUACUCUAAAUUCUGACACCUGGAUCAUUGAUUCAGGUGCUUCAGAGUAUAUGUGUUUUGAUCCCAAUUCUUUCUUGUUUCUAACUCAACUUCCUGGCCUUUCAAUGAAGAGUCCACAAGCUUUUGGUGAAGUUAGAGAGGGUCUCUACAUAUUGGAACCUAGGAAUCUUAAGUCUAAGGGAAUAUUCAGUAGUAAUGUACUUUCAAUUCAAAAAGGAAGAAAUUCCAUUUCAGAGUCUAUGUUUUUUUCUAGUCCUGUUCAUGUUAAUGCUGUUUCUGAUAUUAAGCUUUGGCAUGUAAGGUUGGGACAUCUCCCAUUUUCAGCAAUGAAACAUUUAGAUUUCCUUCAUUGUGACUCAAAUUCUGAUUUCAUUUGUGAUGUUUGUCCUAAGGCUAGGCAGACAAGGAAACCUUUCCCUGAGGAUUUGGACAAAAGUGGUUAUGGAUUUGGGAAGAAAACCUUGGGGAGAACACAUAGUGUGAAGCUGGGGUCGUUUGGUGGUGGCGCCGCCGUGUACGGCGGAGGCGGCGACCACUGCUUUGGUUAUUCGAGGGGUUCGGAUGGGAUUUGA